Messenger RNA from Acanthochromis polyacanthus (spiny chromis), 2309 nucleotides. RefSeq names its product guanine nucleotide-binding protein G(i) subunit alpha-2-like. The coding region runs from base 262 to 1329 and encodes 355 amino acids. Gene Ontology annotation, molecular function: GTPase activity; G protein-coupled receptor binding; GTP binding. Gene Ontology annotation, biological process: adenylate cyclase-modulating G protein-coupled receptor signaling pathway; gamma-aminobutyric acid signaling pathway. Lineage: Eukaryota; Metazoa; Chordata; Actinopteri; Pomacentridae. The transcript is spliced from 10 exons. Gene Ontology annotation, cellular component: heterotrimeric G-protein complex. The record is from RefSeq and is a predicted model, not a curated record.
UGGACGUUGGCUCUGCUGCUGUUGGCCUGGGAGGUGACGGCGCUGUCUCGCUGUUUGGCAGAGGGGAACUUCAAGCGUCUUCGGGUGUGGCUUCAAACGUGAUAAAUCUCAACGCGGGGUAAAGAAUGCGUACCAGCAAAACGGAUUAAAACACAAAAAACACACACAACCAGCAGCGAAGGAAAACAUCCCGUGAAGAAGAAGAAGAAGUGGUGAUAUUUUGCCACUAAAGCAGCAGACCUGAAGCGCGCACUGGGAACCAUGGGUUGUACGGUUAGUCAGGAAGACAAAGCCGCGGCCGAGAGGUCUAAAAUGAUUGAUAAAAACCUGCGAGAAGAUGGAGAGAAGGCGGCCAGAGAAGUGAAACUGCUGCUGCUGGGUGCUGGGGAGUCAGGGAAGAGCACCAUUGUGAAGCAGAUGAAGAUUAUUCAUGAGGAUGGAUACUCAGAAGAUGAGUGUAAGCAGUACAGAGCAGUUGUCUACAGCAACACAAUCCAGUCCAUUAUGGCCAUCAUCAAAGCUAUGGCCAACCUCAAGAUCGACUAUGAGGAAGCUGCGAGAGCGGAUGAUGCCCGCCAACUGUUUGCACUGUCAGCAGCAGCAGAAGAGCAGGGCAUCCUGCCAGAGGACCUGUCCAACGUCAUCCAGCGACUGUGGGCCGACGGUGGCGUCCAGAGCUGCUUCACACGGGCCCGAGAGUACCAGCUCAAUGACUCUGCAGCCUACUACCUUAAUGAUCUGGAGAGGAUAGCAAAGCCUGACUACAUCCCCACACAGCAGGAUGUGCUGCGAACUCGUGUCAAGACCACCGGCAUUGUGGAGACACAUUUCACCUUCAAGGACCUGCACUUCAAGAUGUUUGAUGUUGGAGGCCAGCGGUCAGAGAGGAAGAAGUGGAUCCACUGCUUCGAAGGAGUCACAGCCAUCAUUUUCUGUGUAGCCAUGAGCGCCUACGACCUGGUCCUGGCUGAGGAUGAGGAGAUGAACCGGAUGCAUGAGAGCAUGAAGCUGUUUGACUCCAUCUGCAACAACAAGUGGUUCACGGAGACGUCCAUCAUCCUGUUCCUCAACAAGAAGGACCUGUUUGAGGAGAAGAUCGCCCACAGCCCUCUGACCAUCUGUUUCCCUGAGUACAAUGGCCCCAACAAGUACGAGGAGGCUCAGGCUUACAUCCAGACCAAAUUCGAGGACCUGAACAAGAAGAAGGACACCAAGGAAAUCUACACCCACUUCACCUGCGCCACUGACACCAAGAACGUGCAGUUUGUGUUCGAUGCCGUCACCGACGUCAUCAUCAAGAACAACCUGAAGGACUGUGGCCUCUUCUAAAAACGAGUCUGAGAAAGAGUCAAGAUUACUUGAACAGUUCUGAGGAGCAUCAAGAUGGGGGAAUAUUCACACAUCAUAAGUGACUGCACUGGCCAACCACAAUUUCUGCUUUGAUCUGCUUUUUAUAAAGACACCUAAGAGACUGAAAACCUGACAAGCCUUGCAGAUUUUCAACGAUUGCUGAUCCAGUUGCUCAUAUCGUUAACUCUUUGGGCUAUGACCACAAAAAUCAACAUUUAUUAUUGUAUUUUUGUUCAUUUUUUUUUUCUUCUUUAUUUUCAAUUACUAGAGGAGGGAAAGGAAACGUUUUUUUUUUGUUUUUUUUAUAUAUAUAUAAACGCAUUCAUUUUACUUUUAGAGAUUCUGAUGUGCAAAUUAUUAAACUUUUAAUCACAUGAAGCUUAUUUUUUAAGAGAUGAAGCACGGGCAUGGACAUAAAAUAUGAUUGAUAAAAGGAAAGUGCUUUUUUUUAUAUAAUGUUUACAUCAGUUCAUCAUUCAUAGCCAAACCGUAUAUUGUUCUGCAUGACUCAACAUUGCAAAUAUUAGCUCUGUAAUCUGCACAAAUUAUCUAACAUUCCUAUAAAAUAAAAGUGAAAAAAAAAAAAGUUUAAAAGUUAAAAAAGAAAAAAUGGCUUCACCUGCAGGGGGAAAUUUUGGCGAAAUUCUAACUGGUAUUUAAAGUAUGUGUGUACCUAACAUUCUAUCACUUUUUAUAGUAUCAUUUCCAUGUCUGUUGCAGUAUGUUUGUGCCUUGACUUCUGUUUACAACCAAUUCCUAGAUAUGCUUUUAGUACUGUUUGACCUACUGUGCGCCGAAAUUUUUUCUUCCGUUUUUUCUGCCUAGCACCUAUGAAUAUAUAGUGAUUAUUAAUGAGAGACGAAAAUCUAAUUCAGAAAAAGGUUAGUGUUUUUGGUAAAUAUUAAAAUGCUUUAAAAGUCCUAUAUGAUUUAAUUUAAAUAAAAGUAGACAUCACCUGA